Molecule: messenger RNA, 611 nt
Organism: Rhagoletis pomonella (apple maggot)
Lineage: Eukaryota; Metazoa; Arthropoda; Insecta; Diptera; Tephritidae
Exons: 2
Coding region: 71-604 (177 amino acids)
Source: RefSeq, a predicted model, not a curated record
UCCAUCUAUAGUUUGACACCUCUAAUAUUUAACAUAACACAACUUAUGUUUACAUUAAAAAAUUGCAAAAAUGUCAUAUUUAUUGACUGAAAUAGCUCUAGAAAUGCUAGGUUAUAAAUUUUAUGACAUUGAUGGAAAUCUCGGUCCUACAAGUUUUCAGCAAAUUAGUAUGGGACAGCAAUUUCAAUCUACCGACCUCAAUGCUGAAUCUCUACAAUCACUUCUAGGAUUGGAUGAAGAUAAUGGGAAUGAAAAUGCCCCAGUUGACUGUAUUCGCGAAAGUACUGUCCACCGUGCCCAAAACGGUUUGAAAAAGCUUUUAGAUCUUGAAUACGGAAGGCUUCGUAGUCAACUAGAACAAGCUAUUCAUUGUGAUACAGCAGCUUUUAUUGAUUAUAACGAUGCUAAUCCAAACGAAGAGAGCAUGAAUCAAGGUUACUUGAGGAGAUUUGUCCUCAACGAACGGGAAAAAAUGGAGAGAGAAGCGCAAUCAUUGCAGUCUUUUCGCAAUUUGGUUGAAAAAAACGUAUUUACAAUGAAUCAAGAGGUUUUUAUGCAAUAUAAAAAAGUUUUCGUUAGUAGUAAUAAAGCAAAGUUGAAUUAAAGCAAGA